Messenger RNA from Fonsecaea multimorphosa CBS 102226, 1095 nucleotides. RefSeq names its product mannose-1-phosphate guanyltransferase. NCBI's taxonomy places the organism in Eukaryota, Fungi, Ascomycota, Eurotiomycetes, Chaetothyriales, Herpotrichiellaceae. Gene Ontology annotation, biological process: GDP-mannose biosynthetic process; cell wall mannoprotein biosynthetic process. The record is from RefSeq and is a predicted model, not a curated record. The transcript has 5 exons. Gene Ontology annotation, molecular function: GTP binding; mannose-1-phosphate guanylyltransferase (GTP) activity. The coding region runs from base 1 to 1095 and encodes 364 amino acids. Gene Ontology annotation, cellular component: cytoplasm.
AUGAAGGCCCUCAUUCUCGUUGGUGGCUUCGGCACCAGACUGCGUCCCUUGACCCUCACUCUCCCCAAGCCUCUGGUCGAGUUUGCCAACCGUCCUAUGAUCGAGCAUCAGGUCGAGGCUCUCGCUGCUGCCGGUGUCACAGACAUUGUCCUGGCCGUCAACUACAGACCCGAAGUCAUGACCGGGGCUUUGAAGAAGUAUGAGGAUAUGUACAAUGUCAAGAUCACAUUCUCGGUCGAAUCCGAACCCCUGGGCACAGCUGGUCCUCUGAAGCUGGCCGAGAAGAUCUUGGGCAAGGACGACUCCAACUUCUUCGUGCUCAACUCGGAUGUCAUUUGCAACUACCCUUUCAAGGAACUGGCUGCGUUCCACGAGUCCCACGGUGAGGAGGGCACCAUUGUCGUCACAAAGGUCGAAGAGCCCAGCAAAUAUGGUGUCAUUGUGCACAAGCCCAGCCAUCCUUCCCGCAUCGACCGUUUCGUCGAGAAGCCUGUCGAGUUCGUGGGCAACCGCAUCAACGCCGGCAUCUACAUCUUCAAGCCCUCGAUCCUCAAGAGAAUCGAGCUGCGCCCCACCUCCAUCGAACAAGAGACCUUCCCAGCCAUGACUAAAGACGGCCAGCUGCACUCUUUUGACCUCGACGGUUUCUGGAUGGACGUUGGCCAGCCCAAGGAUUUCCUCAGUGGUACCUGCCUGUACCUUUCUUCGCUGGCCAAAAAGAACUCCAAGAAGCUGGCGUCCCACUCCGAACCCUACGUGUACGGUGGAAACGUCCUGGUGGACCCCACGGCCAAGAUUGGCAAGAACUGCCGCAUUGGCCCCAACGUCGUCAUCGGACCGGGCUGUGUUGUCGGUGACGGUGUCCGAUUGCAGCGAUGCGUCCUGUUGGAGGACAGCAAGGUGAAGGACCAUGCCUGGGUCAAAUCUACCAUCAUUGGCUGGAGAUCGACUGUCGGUCGCUGGGCUCGUCUAGAGAACGUCACUGUUCUUGGCGACGAUGUUUCCAUUGGUGAUGAAAUCUACGUCAAUGGUGGUAGCGUCCUGCCUCACAAGAGCAUCAAGGCCAAUGUCGAGGUGCCCCAAAUCAUCAUGUAA